Rhagoletis zephyria (snowberry fruit fly) is the source of this 1293-nucleotide messenger RNA. NCBI's taxonomy places the organism in Eukaryota, Metazoa, Arthropoda, Insecta, Diptera, Tephritidae. The record is from RefSeq and is a predicted model, not a curated record.
AUGGAGAAGCUGACCAAGUUCUACAAGCUGAUGUACGGUUCAAUGGACACACUUUUUGUCAGUCGGCGCGAGGACCAGUCUCACCGGCAUCGUGACAGUUUGCACAAGAGCAGUCCUUCCGAAAACAGCAACAGCAGCAGUAGCAGCAACGGUAGUCCAGUGAGCGGCUACUCUUCAAUGUCCAAUCUCAGUCAGAUCACUUCGAACAACACAAAAGAUCACAGCGUCGACCAGUCGGCAACACUGCCAAGGGGACUACCGCCACCAGCGUACAUGCAAGCAUCAUCAUCACCACCACCAUCACGGCCAUCAACGGCAACCAUUAGCACACCACCUGCACCAGCCAUAACACUGAACGAAAGUCCAAGUCAAAACUUAUUUUUUGCAAAAAAGCCGAAAAAGAAGCAAUCCUGGCCGGAUGAAUCCUCCAGUACUACCACCACCACCACCAGCACUUCUCACGGCGGUGACUCUGACUCCUGCUACUCUGAUGCUAGCAGCUACUCACUCUCUUUUAGAACGGUGAAUGUUUUCUCCGAGGGAAUGUACCAUUCACCUAGGACUCAUCUAACUGCAGCAGCAGUGUCAGCAGGGUCCACUUCAAUGGCACAACAUCACCCCCCAACUCGACCUUCUCCACUUACCCUUUCUAGAAGACUCUCUCAGUCUAGUCAAAGUUUGCCAUCUAUCGCCAUUGCCAAUGCCAGCAAAACAUCAUCCUCCACACAUAAGGGCUCGUUUACCGAUUUACUGGCCCGAAAGAAGAACAAACAAAAGUCCAAAGCCAAUGGCAAAUCUACGCUCGAGGUGGACAACAAAGGCAGGUCAACAACAACAACAACAACAACAACAGCAACAAAGCUAGGGCAGCACAGUGCCUCUACCUCUCAUCUUCCUAGCUCUACUACCUCUCAGGUGAACAUCGGCUCGGUAAAGGACCUGGUUGAGGUGCUCAUCUACCAGCUACAAGUGCUGGAACGCUGUCAGUCGCAGCUGCAGGUGCAGAACCAAAAUCUGGAACGGGCCAAUAAGGUGUACCACCAGAAGCUGGAGCUGGCCGCCAAGGAGGCGGACCUGGCCAGGCAGAAGGUGGCCAUGCUGGAGGGUGAAGUCUGGCGGUGCUUCCUCUGCUCACGAGACAAAAUUCAGCUGUACUCCGCCGAUGUGGCAGUUGUGGCGCUCACCUGCGGUCACCUGCUCUGCGUCCACUGCGCCAGUGAGCAGCAGCAAGGAGCCAGGUGCUGUCCUAAGUGCUCCCAGCCGUUCACCAUUGAACGGAGAGUUCACCUCUAA